Messenger RNA from Paramuricea clavata, 4849 nucleotides. The record is from the annotation of a GenBank genome assembly. NCBI's taxonomy places the organism in Eukaryota, Metazoa, Cnidaria, Anthozoa, Malacalcyonacea, Plexauridae.
AUGUGCGGUGUUGAAGGUUGCCAAAGAAGACACCACCCUUUACUGCAUUCGUCCGAAAAGGAAGUCAAACCUCCCCAAGCAGAUCCUGGUGCAGAAUCCAGUUUAGCUCCUGAGAACAACCGGUCUACGCAAGAUAUGCAAUCUGGCGGAUAUAAUGUAUCGGGUGUUGGUGCAACAAAUUCCUCGUCUCGCAGCUAUCGUAUUGGCCUUCAAGUUGUUCCUGUCAGGGUUAGUGCACCUUACGGUAAUCACAUUAUUGAAACUUAUGCGUUUUUGGACAGUGGAUCAAACACGACUAUGUGUUUGUCCAGCUUAGCUGAAGAUCUUGGUGCUGAUUGUACGUUGAGUUUACCUUAUCAAGAAACCAGAAACGAAAUGGCCAACAAUUGUCUCUCGAUGUUGUCGGAGUAGCCACUGGAAAGGGUGUUAGAUUAAAUAAAGUGUGGACAACCGAUAGUUUACCAGUGCCCCAGAGAGCAUUCCAACGACUAGUGACGUGCAAGAUUGGUAUUAUCUUAAGGACGUUGACAUUAGUGAUUUAGUGGAUAAGAAGGUAACCAUUCUGAUUGGAAGUGACGUCCUGGAAGCUCUUUGUCCUCUUGAAGUACGUGCGUGGAAGAAGAACCAACCUCAUGCAAUAAGAACAAUUUUAGGUUGGACGGUGAUGGGAAACAGUUACCAGGAAGCCCAGUUGAACUGUAUCUAUGUUGAUCAAGCGCUCGGUUGCAAAGAAGACAUGAAGGGGAAAGUUCUAUUCACGAGCAAUUAGAAAGUCUAUACAACUCUGAGUUUAGUGAAUCGACAGUCGACCUGAAGGAAUGUCUUUCGAACGAGGACCGUCGUGCGAAGGCGAUGAUGGACAUUUCCAUUAAACUUAAAGAUGGGCACUACGAGAUUGGCUUUCCGUGGAAGUAUAGCGAACCAAACUUACCGAAUGAUCAAUCAAUCAAUCAAUCAAUUUUUAUUUAAAAUCAAAACACGCUAGCCUCGCACAACUAAAAGCUGAUUUACAAGAGGGGCGUGAUAUAUAAAACAGUAGAAUAUAUGGAAUAUUAUAUUAACCCCCCAACCUCCACCCAACAACAAAUUGAGAAAAAUAAAGUCAAGUAAAGUAAAUAAAGAGAGUUAACUAUAAUUAAGUCAACAUGAAAUAAGUGCAAGACAUUGCACUUAUUUCAGUGGCAGAAAAGAGACUGGGCUAUUUGAAGAAAUAACUUGAGAGAGAUCCUACUCUUCAUGCUAAAUAUAAGGCGCCAAUGGAGGAAUACAUCUCGGAGGGACAUGUCAAGAGAGUUAAACCGAAUGAAGGAGAUAAUCCGGAUGGUUUAUCACCUAAGAAACCGAUCUGGUACUUACCCCAUCACCCUGUGACCCAUCCACAAAAGCCAGAGAAGGUGAGGAUUGUUUUCGACUGUGCUGCAAAGUACCACAAUACAUCCCUCAACGAUCACCUACUUCAAGGAUCCGACUUUACAAAUUCGUUAGUUGGCGUGUUGCUGCGAUUCCGUCAGGAAAGAGUAGCCGUGAUGGCUGCCAUAGAGAAGAUGUUUCAUCAAGUCAAUGUCAAGGAACAAGACCGUGAAGCGCUGUGGUGGCCAGAUGGAGAACUGUCGAAAGAACCAGUUGAACACCAAAUGACCGUUCAUUUGUUCGGAGCAACAUCUUCGCGUUGUCCGUAUGCAUUAAAGAAGACCGCCGAGGAUAAUAAGCAGGGCUUCAGUAAGCAAGUCAUUGACACGGUGAAUCGUGACUUUUAUGUAGACAAUUGCUUGAAAUCGUUACCAACGAAAGAAGAAGCUGUCAAUUUAGUGGAAGAGCUCCCGGUAUUAUUAUCUCGCGGCGGUUCCGACUGACCAAAUGGUUGUCGAAUGAAAGGGAAGUAUUAUCCCACGUGCCAGAUAACGAAAGAGUGCCAUGCGUCAGUUUGCAAUUGGAAUAUUUACCAAAAGAUAAAGCGUUGGGUGUUCAAUGAAACACAGAAACGGACAACCUAGGAUUUCGUAAUGGAAACCUCGGAGCAGAAACCAGAAGAGGAAUUUUAUCCUUCGUCGCGUCUGUUUAUGAUCCACUUGGUUUAGUUGCUCCUGUUGUUUUGCCAGCGAAGCGUAUGUUACAGGAACUUUGUCGAAGUAGUCGUGGAUGGGACGAAGAACUUCCGAAAGAGAUCAGCACGGAAUGGCAAACCUGGCAGUACGAGUCCCAGUCGCUUACAACAACCGAAAUUCCAAGAUGUUACAAACCUUCAGGAUUCAAAGAAAUAAAGAGUGCGGAGCUUCACAACUUUGCUGACGCGUCGACCGGUGGAUAUGGUACAGCGUCAUACCUUCGCUUAGAAGACACGUGUGGAAAGAUUCAUUGUAGCUUGGUUAUGGGUAAAGCUAGAGUGGCACCCCUGAAAACAGUCACGGUGCCGAGACUGGAACUGACCGCCGCAACCCUAGCUGUGAAAGUAGAUAAACAGAUUCGCGAAGAACUAGAUAUACCCAUUGAUCGUGUUAUUUUUUGGACGGACCCCACCAUAGUACUUCGCUACAUCGCUAACACGUCGAAAAAGUUUCAAACCUUCGUGGAAAACCGACUUCAGACCAUCCCAUAGAAAUAGUAGACCUAGAAUGCGUGCUUGAUCACGUGACCGGUGUCCAAAUUGAAAAAAAAAAUUCCCUUAUAAAUCCGCCAUGUUGAAUUUGAGCAGGAAUGCAAACUACAAAGUAUAAAACAAAGCUAAAAUUAAGUUUUCAUUGUCAAAACGUUUUGUCUUGCUGUCUAAUUUGUAGUUGGGGAUGUAUUUUGAAAUAUUAAGAGGCUGUCUCCCUAAGAUCCACCUACUGACUCUCGCGUUGAAAAUUAUUUUCCCUUCGUAUUUCUAUCAUUUGUUAGCCUUUGUUAGUAGGUAAUAAAUAUGCAUACAUCUUUUGGAUUCUUGUUUUAUUUUUCAAGUUUUGCUAUAUUUUCUAUUUUGUGUCUGCCAUGGCUAUUUUUAGACAGUUUCAGACGUAAAAUUAUCCAUUUUCAAAGGAACUUCAGAUAUGUGUACGACAUAAUUUGAUUUUGAUUUUUGGGUCAUCCGAAAGAUUUACAUCUAUACAACAACUUGACGGCAAUGAUUUGUAUAUAUUACAGGAAUUUUGUUGUUUUUUUAAAUUUUUUCUAACGCCAAUUUCGACUUGUCGGCAAAAUUGCGAAAAUAACCAUCUUUCAAUUUUGUUUUUUUCAAAAGUGCAACCAGUUAUACACCCAGACUAAACUGGAAAUUAUACUACAAAUAUUGUUCUAUAAUUCUAUGAAAAAACUUUUUUGGGGAAACAAACUGGUGCGCUCUGAAUUUAAAUGAAAUAUUUGCAAAUUUGACGUGGCAUUAACUACACUCGGGAAUUAUCAUCUCAGUAUGACAUUGAACAAACAACUGAUAUAAUAUAUUUAAGACAUUUGAUCACGUCUAUUUGACAUUUACAAAGAAAAAGAACAAUAUUUCACGCAUGCUGUUUGUUUUCGCUAGCAUACUUUUGAAAUAGAUAAAAACAAGCGUGUUCCUUGGUAUAAGGCCAAUGAAAAUUGAUAUCAUGUUUCUCGUCCACAAUUUUCAAAAAUUUGGAGCGGGAUUUUUUCAUUUUUCAUUUUUCAUUAGUUUUUGUAUUUGAAUUCUGCUUGUCAAUAAUUUCCUUGACCCAGUAAAAAACCCCAUAAAAAUCUGCAAUAUUAAAAAUUGGUGUAUAAUUCAUUUUAAUUUAAUACGUCCUACACUACAGUCUACAGUCUACAGACUACAGUAUAUUUCUACACAUACCAGCGCUGACAUGAAAAAUAGAGGCAUUCUGGCGAGUAAUAUCUUUAGAAAGAUACAAUUUGAGUUGCGCUUGCGGAAUGCAGCAAUAAGACUUUGAUCUGGAGAUGAAUUUGGUGUUUUUAAGCCUAUUUUUCAAAAAUAAUGAAUAAUGAAAAAUUUUCGUGCGGCAGAUAAAUCCCAUGCGGGCGGGGACGAGAAACAUGAUAUCAAUUUUCAUUGGCCUAAUAUUUCAAUCACAAAAAUCGUCAAUUAAGGGUUUUCUAUAUAUUCAUCCAGUUUUAUCAAAUAUUUAUUGCUGUAGUAUCAGCAUAAGGAUGCAAUCACUCUUGUGAACAUAAAAUAACAUUCAAAAAUUGACGGGGGCAAAAAAUAAGAAACAAACAGCUAAUAGUAAAGCGGGUUUUCCCCCAAGGUAGCUAUUCAAUGUGCUGUGCUAUUUUUAGACUGAAUCAUGUUCAUUACAUCAUUCUCGUUUUAGAAACGCGUGUUUAAUAAAUAUAACGUACAUGCACUGAAUUCAACUUAAACUAUUACUUUAAAACUGUCAUGGACUGUGUUAAUUAAUAUGCUUGAAUGUUCAGAUGAUGUGAGCACUCACUUGUCGAGAUGUCAUCUGUCAAGAGAAAAACUUUGCGAAUAUGAGCUUAUUUUAUUGCUUUGCGGCAUGUUUGAUAUUUCUCAUGAUCAACUGCAACAUAUGAGAAUUUGUCCCAACCAUCGGUAUAAUUUGGGAAAAUUCUGGCGUCCAUCACGUGUUUGCCAAUACCCACUCCAUACUGGUUCAAACUCUGCCGUUACGGGGAAUCACGUCAUAACACUACAGCUUACCAAAGACGCACAUUUACUCUUUGGGAAAACAGUGCCUAUCGGAUCUCGUAAGUACUUAUUCUUAUCUUGGAAUCGUUUCCUUGAUUUUUUCUUCGACAGUACGGCAUGGACCUUUCUCUAUUUUUAGCAAUAUGCCGAGAAUGUAGAGGAAAGCGUGACAAAAAAAUGAGAAAAGAAGGUGAAUGGGUCAGAUUGAAGGCUGAUACUGAAUCUGUCAAUGAUAUUACGGACAAGUAA